Carcharodon carcharias (great white shark) is the source of this 1845-nucleotide messenger RNA. RefSeq names its product NADH:ubiquinone oxidoreductase subunit S4 (gene ndufs4). NCBI's taxonomy places the organism in Eukaryota, Metazoa, Chordata, Chondrichthyes, Lamniformes, Lamnidae. Bases 88 to 597 code for a protein of 169 amino acids. Gene Ontology annotation, biological process: electron transport chain. The transcript is spliced from 5 exons. The record is from RefSeq and is a predicted model, not a curated record.
GUUUCGAGAUACGGUCGCGCUGGAGGGAAGUUUGAUGGUGACGGGACAAUAAGGAACCUCGGCGCUCGCCGUAGACUGGAGUCCAAGAUGGCGGCCUCAAUGUCAGCGGCACUGAAUCAGAUUCGUCUCCUCCGGGCUCUCCCUCGGUGUUUACCGAGUCCGAGCAGGUCAUUGAGCACUUCCACAUGGAGGCUAGCACAGACUCAAACCCAAGACACGCAACUCAUCACAGUUGAUGAAAAAUUGGAUAUCAGUCCAGUAACCGGGGUUCCAGAGGUCCAAGUAAAAACACGUAAAGUGAGGAUUUUUGUUCCAGCACGGAAUGCAAUGCAAUCUGGUGUGAACAAUACAAAGCUUUGGAAGAUGGUGUUUGACACCAAGGAACGCUGGGAAAAUCCCUUAAUGGGCUGGGCAUCCACAGCUGAUCCACUAUCAAAUACAGAAUUAAGUUUUACCACCAAGGAGGAUGCAAUUGCCUUUGUGGAAAAGAAUGGUUGGAGUUAUGAAGUAGAGGAAAAGAAGACAAAGGUGCCCAGACCGAAGUCAUAUGGCGUAAACUACUCUUGGAACAAAAGGACCAGGGUGUCAACCAAAUAAAUGACACCAUCACAGUUGUCCAUUUCACUAAGAAUAAAAUCAACUGUUAUAUUUAGGUUGUUACUCUAAUGUGUGAAUAAAUUUAACCUUUAACCAAUUAUUUUUGCCUCUCCUUCUGUCAUAAAAUAUGUAUUUUCCAUAAAUUUCAUUUUUUUCUCCAUCCCCCUCCAUGGCUCCCAGUAAGGCACAGAUUCCCAUAAUGGAUGUAACCAUACUCAUUGGGUAAGCAUCAAAUGUUCCAAUUAAGAAAUAUUCAAACUCCUUACUCUGUAGCUGUCAGAUUAAAGGAAUAACUAGCACAGGAGUCUAGUCUAUUCAAAGCAAGAAGUACUCACUAGUGUGACCUAGACCAUGGACCAUCAUAAUUUGAUGGCACAAUUCUGUGAUCCUCAAAGUUGAAUUUGUUGAAAAAAGAGGGCUUCGCAUUUUUGUUUCAGAUCAUUAGCUUUUCCUCAAACUGAGAAGAUCAUGUAGGACUGUACAUAUAGAACUGUGUGGAGUUAGGGUGGGGGAUUCAAGGAGGUAAUACACCAGAUAAUUCAGGUGAUCUCAUCUGCAAGUGCAAAGCAUAGUGGAUUUUUAAAAAUUGAGACCUAUUUGAAACUCUAUAAUUUUGAUUUCAAAGUAAUUUUGAGGCAGAAGACCAUAUUACAAAGUAUAUUUACACCUUAAAGGAAAUAUUGACCAUAGUAUAUAGUAUUGACUAAAAAGAGAAACAAAUACAAUUAUAGCAAAGAGGCUGAUAGCUCAAGAUGAGAGAAGGAUCACUUAUCAGAUGGUGAGCUUUUCUUGUAUCUUGUCCAGAGGUAUAUGAGAUCUAUGAUGGUAAUGUCAUGCCUGCAAGAAUACUGUAUUCCCAACUUUCAAGGUACAGGCUUCAAUCAAUGCGGACACAUGACCGAAGCUGACUUCAUUUCACAAAUUGUUUUACACCCAGACCCAGGGAGGGACAGAUCAGGAUAAGAGGGACCAUCCUCUAGCAAGAAGAACAGACCCUGCCUAAUAAUCAGUCAUCCUGCCAAGAGAGAGUGGGACUAAUUUGUUUUCACCUGCAAAGCUUCGUCUCUACGAAACUUGGCCACAACUUCAUCUGGAGACCCAGGGACUUUCAACUUCCAUUCAUCCAAAGAACCACUAGAGAGAACCUAUACAGACCUGCCAUGUAUUUUUAAAGGACUAAGAUUUGGAAAAGUGAUUUACUUCUUGUAUUUUCUUUUGCUAAUAACAUAAAAGCAUGCUUUAUCUCUA